AUGGCGUCUCGUUGGAAGAUAAUGUGUUAUAUUCUGUUAGGUCUUAUAUUUGCAUCAAUCCUCCUUGAGGGUGUAGUGGUGCAAGAUGGGGAUGGCUGGGGCAGAGAAGGUGGGGGUGGUGGUUGUUCAGGAGGUGGUAGAGGCAGUCGUUCAGGAGGAGGAGGUGGUGGCGGUGGUGGUUCGGGAGGAAGGAGAGGUGGUGGUUGUUCGGGACAUGGUGGAGGUGGUAGUGGUGGUGGAGGCCGCGGUGGUGGUGGAGGCAGUGGUGGGGGUGGAGGCAGUGGUGGAGGCGGUGGGGUAUAG
Molecule: messenger RNA, 303 nt
Organism: Cryptomeria japonica (Japanese cedar)
Lineage: Eukaryota; Viridiplantae; Streptophyta; Pinopsida; Cupressales; Cupressaceae
Exons: 1
Coding region: 1-303 (100 amino acids)
Source: RefSeq, a predicted model, not a curated record